AUGCCUCACGAUCAUCCAUACGCAACCGUGGAUCAGAAUGAGGAUGCUCAUGCCAGCGAUCCGGCCGAUGAGAUUUCGAUAUCCGAAGAGAAACAACAUCUGUGUCGGAAAACAUGUGCAUUUCGCCCUAGUUUGACAUAUUUUCUCGUAUCUGGUGCCCUGCUCUUCCUGUCAUUCAUCUCCGGGUCAGUGUUGCAUCCUGUAUCUUUAUCAAAUUUCAACACAAUCGAUCGUCCUCAUUCCCAAGACCAAGAUGGUCCUCGGAAAUUCGUACCAAUACUCCCCUUAGAGACCAAGACAUUCGAGUUCAACCGGACGUUCGCCGAUGACCCGAGCGAAAACGUCACAGCAGCAUGGCUGUCUUUAAUACCAAAGGGCCAAGGAGUCAUUCGUCUCCCAUUGCGCCAUGAGUUCGACAGCACGAUUUACAACAUAGCUGCAUACCAUACUUUACAUUGCCUUUACACUCUUCGCGAAUCCUUCUUCUCCUUUUAUGAUAUUUCCACCGGCUCCGUUACGCUUGACGCCGCAGAGACUGCACACAUGCUCAAGCAUGGACGCCACUGCAUUGAGUACAUCCGGCAGGCACUCAUGUGCAAUCCCGACCUCACCCUAGAGCCUGUGGCGGGGGGCACGGGACAGCUGAAGCAAUGGGGCAUUCAGCGUCAGUGCCAAGAUUUUGGGGAACUGUCGGAGUGGGCGCGCGAGAUGAGAGCGAGCGACAACGAGGGCAUCACACGAUAGUGUAGGUGAUCAGGACAUGACUGAAUGGCCACCUGGAAGCCACAUUGUCAGGUAUAAGGGGCAGUCAAAAAUCCCCGAGACAAUUCUCAUUCGGCGCAUGGUGAAACCCGAAAAUUAAUGGUUGACCCUUCAUUUUCCAUUUCCCAUUUCUAUGGCAUCGACUUGUGUGACUCUACACUGUAACAACCGAGCCUCAAUGUUACGACCACGCUCGAAUAUCCAGAUUUAUUAUUG
Molecule: messenger RNA, 978 nt
Organism: Daldinia loculata
Lineage: Eukaryota; Fungi; Ascomycota; Sordariomycetes; Xylariales; Hypoxylaceae
Exons: 4
Coding region: 1-744 (247 amino acids)
Biological process (GO): mycotoxin biosynthetic process
Source: RefSeq, a predicted model, not a curated record